This is a messenger RNA of Ananas comosus (pineapple), 1720 nucleotides long. RefSeq lists its product as uncharacterized. The coding region runs from base 192 to 1319 and encodes 375 amino acids. The transcript has 11 exons. Gene Ontology annotation, biological process: regulation of ribosome biogenesis. Gene Ontology annotation, molecular function: nucleic acid binding. The record is from RefSeq and is a predicted model, not a curated record. Lineage: Eukaryota; Viridiplantae; Streptophyta; Magnoliopsida; Poales; Bromeliaceae. Gene Ontology annotation, cellular component: nucleolus.
GACCCGCUAGCCCGGGUUGCGCCCCAACUCAGCGACUCGUCGAACUCGGCUCCUAAGUCCUAACCUAACAAACCCUUUCUUCCUCCGUUGCUAGGGUUUGCCUCUUUACCUCUCAGUUUGCUACUGCACAAAACUCUCUCUCUCUCUCCGGCGUCGGCGGCGGCGGCGGCGGAGGACGCGGAUCGGAAAAAAUGGCUUCGCCGGAAGCUCCCGCUUGCUACGUCGGCGUCGCCAGGCAGUCCGCCGCCUUCCGCCUCAUGAAGCAGAUGGGAUGGGAGGAGGGUGAAGGCCUUGGAAAAGACAAGCAAGGGAUAAAGGGUUACGUCAGGGUGAAAAACAAGCAGGAUACUCUAGGCGUGGGCUUAGAUAAGCCGACGAAUAACUGGGCUUUCGACACCUCCCAAUUCGACAACAUCCUUAAGAAAUUGAAAGUGCAAGUGGCUGAACCGGUUGAUAAAGAAGCUUCUGAUGUGAGUGAGGCUGAUAUUAAAUCUGCAAAAGAUGCAUCAGAAAAGGAUAAGGGUUGUAAAGCUACUCGGCCACAAGGAAGGUAUAAGAAAAGAGAGAGAGGCAAACUUGUGAACGCCUACUCAGAAAAGGAUCUUCAAGGAAUUCUCGGAAACAAAGUCGAAGAUGAUUGUAACAUGGAUUUUGAGCUAAAUGCUGGCCCGUCAAGUUUUGAUGUAUCAAACUCUGAUAUCUCACAGGAAGAAGGCCCAAAACUUGAAGAUGUAAAUUGGUGGGGCCAUAAGCAUGGGUUUGUGUCAGGAGGUUUUCUUGGUGCACGGUCACUUCCCCGCAAAUCAAGCAAACCCAUAGAUUCUAAGAAUAAUUCUUUAGAUAAACGCAACACAUUCGCUGAAGAAGAUCAAGAAAAUCUAUACAAGCUUGUCCAGGAUAAAGCUACUUCAGGGAAACAGGGGCUUGGCAUGAAGGAUCGGCCCAAGAAGGUAGCUGGUUGCUACUGGGAGGGAAAGAAGACAUCUUUUGAUGAUGGUGAUGGUGAAUGUUCUGCUGAUUCUGGUGGUUUAACAGAACAGAGGGAGAGUGAGGAUAUAGAACCUCGCAGUAAGGUGAAAUGCAAAAAUGUUGAAAAGAAAAUAAAGCUAAAAAAGUUAUGCAAAAAGAUCCUUCGUCAGGCGCCUUCACAAUCGCUGAGGUUUAAAGAGCUUAAAGUCCUUGUUGAAGCUCAUUCCACAACUUAUUUCUCAAACUUUUCUUCCAGACAUGAUGCUCUGUCGCACUUAAAGAAGAAGUUAGAAGGCAGCAGGACAUUCCUUGUGGAGGGUAAGAAAGUGAGUCUUUUGCCACGGAUUUAGAGAGCAUGAUUUGUUCGCGAUGUUGUACCCAAGCCUUUUCCUAUCACAUAGGCCUUGUUUGGAUGUCGAUACUGAAAACAUUAUUUUAAUAAUUCGAUCACACUCCGAACUUUAAAUCACAAUAGAAAAUUUUCAUAUCAAAUAGAAUAUUACCGAGAUAAUUUAUUUCGAAAUCCAAACAUAGCCAUAUUGUUCGCUAUUUGUCGUGAGUGAUUUUAUUCAACAAGUCUCCUGGGGAAGAGGCUAAAAAUUUUGUAGCGUCUUAGUCUUAAUAUGUGUGCUUUAUGCUUGAGUUAAAAUUUUAGGGCGGACUAUUCGGAUAGAUCCAUCCAUAUAUCAUUGUAUUCAUUAAUGAGAUGUUCUUUUGCUAAAAUGGUGAAAAUUUUGCUGCACAUUGCUGA